This is a messenger RNA of Fimicolochytrium jonesii, 2188 nucleotides long. Its product is annotated as Endonuclease/exonuclease/phosphatase. Gene Ontology annotation, biological process: phosphatidylinositol dephosphorylation. NCBI's taxonomy places the organism in Eukaryota, Fungi, Chytridiomycota, Chytridiomycetes, Spizellomycetales, Powellomycetaceae. Gene Ontology annotation, molecular function: phosphatidylinositol-4,5-bisphosphate 5-phosphatase activity. The transcript is spliced from 2 exons. The coding region runs from base 261 to 2066 and encodes 601 amino acids. The record is from RefSeq and is a predicted model, not a curated record.
GAAGGGCCUGAGGAUCGGCAAGAGUGCUCCCUCCGUCACUGGCUCGUCAGAGUUGGAAACCAUGCGGCACAACCGGCAGGCAGAACCCUCAUCCACACGAGCUGCGUUACAGUAGUUGCAUAGAGGGUCCUUUCCUCCUUCUCUCGAUAUCCACCAGCAUUGAACAUCUCCGUGGCGCUCGGUAUCCGUGUCUCUCGCCAGCACUUUCGCAUUCUCAAGGGAAUCACAAACGACCACCCUCAUACUUCUGAGCUAUCAACAUGGCGGUCGACAUCCCUAUGCGGUCCCGCAGAGUCGGCCCUCCGUCCAGCGAGGCUGUCUCGCAACAAUCCGGGGGCGGCAACUCACGUUCGACGGUUUCCAGUCUCCCGACCUCCGAAGCGACGUCGGUCCACGACGGCGACGAUCUGCAUGUUCUCAUCGGGAGCUUCAAUCUAGCAACACGCGGCCCGAACAUCGAAACAGGGGAGAUCCCGAACCUGCUAACGUGGCUGCGACCACCCGCCGAUAGCAGCGCCGCACACCGCGUCAAACCGGACAUUGUAGUGGUCGGGUUCCAAGAGCUCGUGUCUCAGUUUUUAGGAGCGCGACUUCCGCUAGGUGGAUCAUGUCACGGCGACGUGAGUCUCGUUGAGAAAGCUGACACCGGCCGCCUCGAUUUUCUCGAUCCGUGGAUACGGCUGGUGCAGGAUGAGCUGCACAACAUCUAUGGCGACGAAGGUGGAGACGCGUCCAAGAGCGGGUUGGGCCGCUCGUCGAUCGAAAGUGAGGAGGACGAUCUGUAUUAUGAGCCGUACCUGAUCAGCCGGAUGGUUGGGCUCGGAUUGAUAUUGUUCGUCCGAAGAGGGUCAGGAGCACGGCAUGAGGUGGAGGCGGUUUGGGAAGGCGAUAUCGGGACGGGAUUGCUGGGGAAGUACCCCAACAAAGGGUGUGUGGCUGUCGGGUUGGACCUCCAAGUCAUCGACGCACAAUCGAAUCGGAGUCCCGUCUCCAUCUGUUUCGGGAACUCCCAUCUUGGGCCGCAUGAGGGCUUCGAGCCCUACGAAUGGCGAAACGAGGAGGUGCAGCAUAUCUUUGAAACCCUCUUGUUGGAGAAGCGUGCGAUCGACUCCGGCCAUCAUCGACCCCAUCAUGCACAUCACGACCCUUCCUCCUCGGAAGACAGCACCCGGAUACGACUACUCAGCGACUUCCACGCCGUCUUCUUCUUCGGAGACCUAAACUAUCGCCUCAUGGGCGCCGGGGUCUCCAGCUCCGGCGCAUGGACAGAGUUCCGUCAGAGCGUGCUGAGACAUAUAGACGCGAAAGAGGUCGAGGAGCUUCUCUCUAUGGACGAGCUCUCGGCGUUGCGUGAUGUGAAGAAGUUCAAGCCGCUGACUGGGUUCCUCGAGGCGCCUAUCACGUUCAUCCCUUCGUACAAGUUCAGAGGCGAAGACUCGAUAAACACUUCCGUGGAAACGAACCCGGGAUCGAAGGGUACGGCCGUCAGCAAGAAGACGGAUGAACCCUCGGGACUUUCCUCGCCGGCAUCUCCCAAGUCCCCUUCAUCGAGAACAGAAAUGCCACCAAUCCCUGCGGCCCGCCGCUUCGCAAACAACAGGGUCCCGGCCUACUGCGACCGCAUCAUGUACCGUGCCGUCGACCUCCAACUCGCCAACCCCCUCCACCCCGCUCCCGCCGACACAUCCGAUGACGGCGACAGCGGCACCUCGGAAAACCCCAUCGGCGACGCCUGGGAAUCCGCCCGCCAACGCACAUCAUCCGCCAUCGAGCCCCUCUACUACCACUGCGCGCACUCGGUCGUCUGGAGCGACCACAAACCCGUCGCGGCCCUGUACGCCCUCAAAAUCGACCAACUCCUCUCGACGCCUCGCACGCGGCAACUGACCGCUGGGCAACAGGAACGGAUGAUUGCGAGGUCGAGGAGUCAGCAGCUGAGACGGUUUAGGGAGAAGUCGAUGCAGAACACCGUUGUGCAGAUUGCGGUUACGUUGACGGUGUGUGUUACGGCGUUGGCGUUGUGGUCGGUGACUGGGGUGCCGUUGCCUUUGCCGGGGGCACUGUGACGCGGAAACGAAAGCACGCCAAGUUUUGGUAGAGACGUAUAGGUCGCAAAACAAGGGAUAAGACCAUUUCAUAUUUGUGCUCCCUUUUCCUGUUUUCUGUUGUAAAUACAGUACAUAUAAAA